This is a messenger RNA of Ectocarpus sp. CCAP 1310/34, 660 nucleotides long. NCBI's taxonomy places the organism in Eukaryota, Phaeophyceae, Ectocarpales, Ectocarpaceae. The record is from the annotation of a GenBank genome assembly.
AUGAUGAGCCUUCUCGACCCCCCGAACCCCACCGCGCUCGAGGCUCGGCUGAACGAGGACCGUCGGGCGAAGCGCGGCCGGAACCUCCGGCUAGAGCGCCACGCCUUCCUCUCGCGGCUCACCCGGGAGCGAGAGGAGCGGGUCCUCCUGGAGGCCUGGGCGGCGUCGACGAUCCAGGCGCUCUUCCGGGGGUUCCUGACCCGGCCCCGCCCGAAGCGGCCCCGCCCGCGGAAGGAGCUCACGCCGGCGGAGUCAAACCGCAGGCUCGUCGCAGACCUGCAGGCGAUCCUGGCCCGCGCUGGCCUGCCGACCAUCCCCGGGCUCGGGCCCGACGGGAGGAAGGCAUCGGAGGGUACCGCUUGGGGACAGGGGCGGGGGGCAACAAGCGGCCACGGUGGCGGCGGAACGGCGGGAGCAGGGGGGAGGGGCCUGAAGCGCUCGAGGUCGCGGAGGCAGCGGGCGUUCGAGGACGAGAUGAGCACGCGAAUCACCAGCGUGGUCCGGGGUUUCCUGGAGCGGAGGCGUUUCGGGAGGAGGUGGGCGGUGUGGGACAGGAAGCGGCGGUGGUCGAGCGCGUCUCGCAUACAGAACUGCUGGAGGGCCUACCGCAAGCGCAUGGGCUGGCGCGAGCUCGAGUCCGAGGCAAGUUGUCCCUUUUGA